AUGCCAUCUUGUGCCUCAGAAAAUUCACCUCCGGGCAGGUCCGGCCCCGGCUACACCCGCCGCCGAGCCCUGACAGGGCCACCAGCGCCUCAGGCCCGGCCGCCGCGCCGCCUCCUUCCCCCCUGCCGCAGCCCGGCGGCCUGCGGGGGAGGCGGCGCCCACCCGGGGGUUGCCCGGCACCGGCUGCCGGCGGAACCCGUUUAUGCCCAAGCAGGCUCCGGCACCGAGCCCGGCGGCUCCCCGCACUCACCUUGCCCGCGGCGGAGGGGAAGGGAGGGCCGAGCCGGAGGCGCCGCCGCCGCCACCACCUCCUCCCCUCCAGGUGUUCCAGCGCCGGCGGCGUCACAGCGGCCAACGGAGCCGCCUCUACCGGCGCGGGCGGCCCCCGCAGCGGGGCGGAGCCGCCGCCGCCACCGCCCGCCUCAGCCCAGCCCCCGAGGCGGGAGGGCGGCGGCCGACAGGUCCGCGGCCACCUCGGCCUCGGCUUCCUCCUCCUCCUCCUUCCCCGGCCGCCCUGUGAGAGAGGCCUGA
Molecule: messenger RNA, 531 nt
Organism: Calidris pugnax (ruff)
Lineage: Eukaryota; Metazoa; Chordata; Aves; Charadriiformes; Scolopacidae
Product: atherin-like
Exons: 1
Coding region: 1-531 (176 amino acids)
Source: RefSeq, a predicted model, not a curated record